UGCUCCGGCCCGCUGUCGCGAGAUGGCGGUAGUCGUAAGUCAGACGUUGUUGUCGCGCGCCGCAACGCUUCCGCGGCGGUCUCGGCGGGCGGUCCUCGUAGUACCGAUACGCGCGCGCAUCACGCUCGUCUCGUCGCGGUGCUGUCUCUCGUCGCGCGCGUCUCUUCCUCCUUGUGGAUCGUCGCGCCGUCAUCGUCGUCGCCGUCACCGCCGCCACUGCCGUCGCCGCCGUCGCCGUAGUGUCGCAGGUAAAACCGCUGGAAAAGCGCGAAGGGGCGAUGGAACGCGCGCCGUCGAACAACGCCACGAGCCCGCGCACGCGUGCACGCGCGCCGUACAUCGCGAACGGCAACAACUCGCGCGACAAUUCUUGACACUUCCGCAAAAUGGGAGUCCCCUCGCGGUGCCGCUCGCCUUCCGAUUACGCGCCGUGAUCCAUCUCCCAUCUUCCUCACUCCGUUCGCACUCUUCUUCUCCUUUCUCGCCGCUUAUCGGCACCAUAUCUCCUCGCCAUCUUAUUCGCGAGCAUCCCGCGACGCAUACCUCGGACGUCUCACGUCUCUUUCGGCUCACUCGCUCCUCCCCUCAUCAUCCUCCGUCGUUUUCGCGUUUCCGUCAUCGUUAUUUCUCGCGACCACAACGCGAGGCGACGCGACGCACCAGUCGCGCGCAGUGCGAAACUUUCGAACGCGCGCGUUCGCCCGGCUCGCCACGAUUCGUCGCGCGUCGUCACGCGCGGCACAUUCGAAGCGCCGUGCUGCACCGCUACCACCUUCGUCCCGCGACGAUGGACGAGUCCGGGGUCGACAUGGGCUUCGACCUGACGGCCGCACUGACCGCCGAUCUCACCGCCCACCAUGUCGCCACCCUCGGCGAUUACGACUUUGAGCAGACCCUGUCUCUCCUGUCGACUUCCACCAAGGAUUUGAUGUACUAUGAGCUGAAAAGCCGUGCUCCUGACACUGCCAGCCCGCCGACGUUCAAAACAGCGACGCCGACGUCGCGCACGCAAUUGAAGCUGCAGCUGAUGCGGGAGCAGCUGCAUGAGCAGGAGAGACGAGAGGCGGAAUUCCGGCAGAGCUUGCAGCAGCAGAGGCCAGCUGCCGCACCGCCCAGACCAGUGCCACCUACGCCAUUGCCCACCAUUGGCGUGGAUGUGCCGCCGCAAGUAUUGCAAGUGCGGACGUUGUUGGAAAAUCCGACGCGCUACCACGUGGUGCAGAAGCAGAAGAAUCAGGUGCGCCAGUACCUGCACGAGUCGUUUCGCGGGGGUGGCGACGGCGGCAAUGCGGUCGUCGGCAGCGCCGGCAGCGAGGGCGGCAGGACUCCAGCCGACGCCGGGCCGCCGCCCGUCCCAAUGGUGGUGCAAAGUGCACCGCCCGGCCCGCAGCUGCAUCACCCGAAGCCGCAGCAUCCUCAUCUCGCCUCGUACCCGCACGCCCCCGCGCUGCUGUCGCACGGUAACCCCGUGGUCUCGGCCAGCCCGGACCCCGCCACCGGCGCCAUGUCUCCGGGUCUGUCCAGCGUCGCCACCAGCAACUCUGAGGCUGAGGACCUCCUGGACGACAUCCUGUCGUUCGAGGCUGGCUCCUUGGGUGACGGAUUGAAGGACGGCCAAGCUGGCAGUCUAACGAAUAUACCGGAGCUUCAAAUUAAGCCGGAACCUCUUCUGCUUACCGAGGCGGAGAUCCACGCCCUUGCAAAGGACCGACAGAAGAAGGAUAACCACAACAUGAUCGAGCGACGGCGGCGUUUCAACAUCAACGACAGGAUCAAGGAGCUCGGCACCCUCCUGCCUAAGACCAAUGACCCGUAUUACGAGAUCGUUAGGGACGUCAGGCCGAACAAGGGUACGAUCCUCAAGUCCUCGGUGGAGUACAUAAAGUUACUGAAGAACGAGCUCACGCGGAUGAAGCAGAACGAGCUCAGGCACAAGCAACUGGAGCACCAGAAUCGACGGCUGCUCCUGCGCGUGCAGGAGCUCGAGCUGCAGGCGAAGGCGCACGGACUUCCGAUCUCGGACUUCAACUGGGCGUCGACAUCCGUGACUAUGCUCAACAGCUUCUCGAGGAGUAAACUCGAGCAACGGAAGGUACACAUGCCAGACCUGGUGGUAGAGGAGGCGACGAGCCUGAGCAUGUCGCAGUUGGAGGACCUCAUGGAGGACGACACCGGUGGUCCCGUUCACGGCGGCGACCCGAUGCUGUCGUCGCCGCAUCUGCCACCGCUGAGCCCACCUGCGGCCGCCUGUCAUCACGGCUUAGCCGACGAGGACACCCUGGGCAGUCUGGCGGUGACCACGUCGAAUUCCUCGUCCGACAUGGACAUCGUCGCGUAGCCAAGAAGAAACACCGUCCUCUGUCCGUCCUGCCUCCUCGACUCCUUCGCGGAUCGCGCACUUCCGCUUCCGAAAACUUUGCCUCAUGAAUUUUCCAGUCGGCGGCGGUCGACCGAGGUGAUUGAUUUAGGUUUACGCGGUGAGAACGGAACAGUGCCGGUAUGUGACGCGCGAGGCGACGACCCGAGGAAGGCAGCGUCAGGAUGCCGUUGCAACGUCGUAGAUCUUCAUCGUGGCACGGGCAGGGAAUUCGCGCGGCUCCAAUUGGAUUUUAUUGGAGCGAGCGCGCUGAUGCGGAUUUAUCUGAAACUAGUCAUCGACUCGACGUCGGGGAGGAUCUUUCUUCACCGGCGGAUCGGCCGCGGGAAUGAAGACGGAUGCGUGCAGACGGACUGGAUGUUACUUGCUGUUUGUGUUUGAGGGAAAUCGUCCCGAAUACCCUCCGAUCGAUCGGCCGAGCGAGAACGGGUUCCGCUUGUGAGAUCCACACGUCGAGAACGCAGUCAUUGUGUCGGCACAAUCGACUUGAGAGGGAACAGGUGUAUUCUUCCGGGACGGAUAUUCCUUCGGACGUCCGGCGCAGAGGAAUGUAAUUACAAUCCGGCCGAUCGAUCCAAGGACAAAUCAGAAGACUGGAACCACGGUUCAAAUGUUCCCACGCGGGCAUCGUAAUGGUUGGCUCGCUCUCAACCAUGAAUACAUACUCAUCAGGCUAUGGAUACCGGCUGAUUAUCACACCGAUGAUGCCCGUAAUCAUCCGAGAUGUUCCCAGUGAUUAUCGAUUGUUGCGAUGUUUGGUCCCUCCCUUGCGGAAUAUCCCUCCUCACGUGGUACAUCAACGAGCGGCUCGAUCGCUUUCUCAUUAAUCACGAGCAGCAAGGGCGCCCUCGGAGGGAGAGAGAGAGAGCGCCCCUUUCCAGCCGGUGAAUUAGCGAGAAAGUCCCGAAGGUAAUUUGCCGCGACAAGGACGCGUCAAGUUCGCGUUCUCGUGUCCUUGAAGAGACAGCGUGAAGACGGCCAGGCAGACGGACAGGCGGACGGACGUUGGUCGGGUUCUUUCGGAUCGAUGACGAGAUCGAGCGUAUUCGUCAGCCGAAGGGGCCGGAGUCUCUCCAAGUGGCGGUGAAAGUUACGAUCGGGCGACGGAGGAGGAGUUCAGGGUCGUCCCAGUUACGAGGAACCGGGGGCUCGUUGUCACGAUUCUACGAACGGCUGGCCGUUUACAUCGAUGGAAUGCGUGACGUUUGCCGUGCGUUGUAUUAUGUCAGUGCACCGAAGGACGCGCUCCUAUAUCGCGCAUGAGCCGAGCCUAAACUUUCGCGAUACUUAUCGCCAGUGAAAAUUCUUAUCGACUGUUCGAGGACGGCGCAGCCGUCGUCCUCGUCGUUGCUCCGUCGUCCUCAUCGUCAGUGGACGCACACACUGCACUCGCAGUGCGUCGUAGACGAUGACGAGGGAUUUUAUCAUGAGGAACGGGCAACGUCUUGUCGUAAAAGUGCUAGCAAUUAGUUCAUCAUGAUAUUACUCGAUCGUACUCCUCUGUAUCGAUCAGCGGUCACCCGUCGAGAAAUUAUUUCGCGAGAAAUUAUUAGGUCGCGAGUGUUUGCGAGGUGCGUCGAGAGGAUGGCAGCCGGGAGAUGGAUAUUUUUGUAAUAAAAGCCUUCUCUCUCCCGGCAUCCCCGACGGAGGGCGUAAUCGCGCCAGAUUCGCGAGAGAACGCAACGUCGCUCUGCUUCGUGGAGACGCGGGCAAGCGCGGGACUCGAUUUCGGGAGCGAAAUCGCGCCGUCGCGGGCCAAAGUGUCGCGAUUACGCGACAAACGAACGAUGGCAGGGCGAGUCGUCGGCGACACAGUGUUUUAAGGUUCAAUUUAAUCUUCAGUUUACCCAAGUAGCGAUAAAUUUGAUAUCGACCCCGGAUCGAGCGCCUUCGUGGAAAGAACCGAGAAGAAAUAUAUUUUCGGAAAUAUACCCUUCGAUUUCAGUAUUA
Molecule: messenger RNA, 4327 nt
Organism: Odontomachus brunneus
Lineage: Eukaryota; Metazoa; Arthropoda; Insecta; Hymenoptera; Formicidae
Gene: Mitf
Product: transcription factor EC
Exons: 7
Coding region: 23-2338 (771 amino acids)
Biological process (GO): regulation of transcription by RNA polymerase II
Cellular component (GO): nucleus
Molecular function (GO): RNA polymerase II cis-regulatory region sequence-specific DNA binding; DNA-binding transcription factor activity, RNA polymerase II-specific; protein dimerization activity
Source: RefSeq, a predicted model, not a curated record